ACUCUUCAACUCUAAAUGUUGAUCGGAGGUCGGAAUUCAUGAAACGUGGUAGUUUUUUCAUGUUAUGAUUUGACAAACACAUUUGGUUCAGGUGAUCUUUAUGUGAACAUGAACCUGUCACAUGUCGGCUUUCUGUAGUAAAGAACUGAGUUUAGUAGACUUCGGUGAGCAUACUUUACUCCCACAUUCAAGCAGGAGAUUUGGGAUCUUGAACUCUGCUUUUCUUUGCUCCAACAUGCAAGCCGUAGAUUUAGGAUUUCGAACUCUGCUGCACCUUAACGGAGAAUUGUAUAUAAGUCAUUCUAUCUGCAAGGAAAAUUCCACGUUUGUCACUGAAGCCUUUCUUCCUGUUCUGCUGCUGUUUAACAGCUUGCGCAUCGUCGGCUUUUUUGAACAGAGCUUUGAAUAGGUACUGUGCAGGUUGUCCGUUGAGCGGAGGAGAUUUGUGGAGAAAUGAAAAUCGAGAGGGGGUUGCCGCGGUUGGUGAAGCCAGCUGAUAGAAGCAAUGCGGUACCGAAGGUGGUGCCGUUAAGCAGUUCGGAUUUGGUGGUGGCCAGGGUGCACGUCGGAGUGAUAUAUGCAUACAAGGCCAGCAAGGGGGUCAGCUUUGAUCACGUCGUGCAGGUGUUAGAAGGGGCGUUGGGGCGGGUGCUAACCGAGUACAGAGAGUGGGCUGGACGCCUCAUGAUUGACGAGACAGGCAGACCUGCCAUUGAGCUGAAUGACGACGGAGUAGUGUUUGUGGAAGCGGUGGCGGACGGGUGCUUGCAAGAUGUUUUCCCGUUUGAUCCCUCGCCGUUGCUUCAAAGUAUGGUACCUCCUAGUCGUGGUGUACCAGAGCUUCUGCUUGUUCAGGUCACCAAGUUUAAGUGUGGUGGAUUGACGUUGGGUGUUGCAAGAUAUCACCAAGUUGCCGACGGAACGGGGGCUAGCCAAUUCAUGAACGCGUGGGCGUCUGCGUGCAAAGGGCUUCCGUUGUCAUCCAUACGCCAUGAUCGUGCAGCUCUGAUGCCGAGGGACCAGCCAACGCCAACAUUCGACCAUAUCGAAUAUGUCAUCCCCCUGCCUAAGCCUGAUGCUGAGGUCACAUCUAACAACCGUCCCGUCGCUACAAAGAAAAUACGCUUUAGUUUCGACAUGGUUAAGAAAAUUCAGUCGAAAGCCGUUAAAGAGAACGACGAGCGCGGCUUCCCCACCUACUCCACCUUCGAGAGCCUGACUGGGCACUUAUGGCGGUGUAUUACGAAGGCGCGUGGAUUGAGCGGUGACAUCGAGACACGGACUACCAUCAUCUGCGAUGUGAGGCGCCGACUGACCCCCUCAAUCUCAGAAGAUUAUUACGGCAAUGCUAUCUUCCGCAGUUGCGCUCGGACCCUUGUGACACAAUUGACGGAGGAACCCCUCUCGUACGCUGCAGGUGUUGUACACGCUUCCAUCAAAAGACUUGAUAACGAUUACAUCCGAUCAGCAAUCGACUACAUCGAGCACCGGCGCCAGAAUACUGCUUCCUUUGGUAGACCCUUGAGCACGGUAUUAAGCCCUGACCUGAAGGUCACGUCUUGGUUACAGAUGCCGCUCUACAAAUUGGACUUCGGAUGGGGCACGCCUGUGUAUGCCGGCCCUUCCUACGUCCCUUUUGAAGGUCUCAUCAUUCUCAACACUUCUCACACUCAAGAUGGCAGUGUUGAUGCCAUCCUCACAUUGUUCGAGGACGACAUGGCCAAGUUCGAAAACAUCUGCUUUGAAGUUCCGAAUUAGGGUUUCACAAAUAUGGACAUGCAAACAGAAAGAUCAUUGUGCAGUUUUGUAGAAAACUGCACAAUACUCAACAUAACUCGGUGUAAGAUAGCUUUGCAGGAAAUGCAAUAUAUUCAACUGAUGCCUCUUACUGGAUGAACAGAAACCCCGUAUUGCUCCACUGAAUUAUUUUAAUAUACCCUUCACCUAGUCAAAUGGCUUAUAUAUAUA
Messenger RNA from Physcomitrium patens, 1968 nucleotides. Lineage: Eukaryota; Viridiplantae; Streptophyta; Bryopsida; Funariales; Funariaceae. The record is from RefSeq and is a predicted model, not a curated record.